AUAAAAGUGGGCGUAUCUGCCACUUGCCGUUUACUCUACGUCCCACCACGCCAAUCAUGGCUCCAACGACCACUCCGCUGCUGCUUUUCUACCUGGUGCUAGGAGUUGUCUCCCAACCGGCUCCCUCUAUCACGUUUAUGGGUCGCUUCUACCCGACCUACUCGUGCAUCGAUCUCUCGCAGGUGGACGAGAGCGACGGGAUCCAGUGCCACACGGACUUGACCACCUGCUGCACAGAACUCCAGGGACAAGCCCGCGGAGACUGGUACCCUCCCGACAGCUCCUCCAGCCUCCCGUUUUACUCCGAGGCGGCCUACAUAUACCAGGAGAGGGGCGACAGACGUGUGGAUCUGUACCGCAGAGACCUGGGCAGCGCGGGAGACGCCGGUGAAGGCGUCUACACGUGUACCAUAGAAACUUCGACCACAUUUAGCCGCGCUAUCAUCUUUGUUGAGCUGAAAAACGGAGGAUGUGGCAUUACUGUGGACCCAACAGUAACACUGUCCGAAGACUCUGACUUCUCAGACAGCAGUCCGCGGUUCCAGCUCAUCUGCAUAUCCUACGCGGCUCACCAACUGUCACUUACUGAGAAACUGGGAGGAAUCUAUACCUGCACUGCAGCCGGCGGUAGUCCUCCGACUAACUCAGCAAGCUUCUAUAUCCAAGUUGCUUCUGCCCCUACCAAUCUGAAGGCUGUACAAGUCGGUCUGAAUGACAUAAGACUAACCUGGAUCCCUCCCUCUCCUCUGGGGGACACCACACGCUACGUCGUCACCUACACCUCACACAGUACCCAGAGCAGCAUUACAGUCUUUGAGACGGUUGAUUUGACUAACAACACUCUUUUACAACUUCAAACUGGAGUAAACUACACUAUUGAGUUAGCUGGAGGGUCAGAUCACUUCUCUAGCAAACCCGUUACCACCUACAUCUACGUUGCUCCGGUGGGUACUCCAGAAAACUUCAGAGUAACAGCUGGUCAGAGAGAUGUACAGUUCUCUUGGUCUCCUCCAAAGGUGUCUGCACCCAUUUCCAACUACACACUCUUCUGCUACCCAGACCCGGACUCUUUUCCUCUGUCCUUCUCCUCCCCGGGGUCCUAUAGUGUGGCUGGUUUCUCUCCUGCCACUGAGUACAGGUGCUCACUGGAGGCAAACUACAAUUCCUCUGUAUCUGGUGUUUCUACCAACGUCGAUUUCACGACACUCUCGGACCACCAAUUUUUUAAGGUUGAUCUUGCCGGUUUUAUCAACUGUUUUGAGUGGCUGGUGCUUCCACAGUUGCAACAAACCAGCCCAAACGACGACAAGCUCCAAGACAUACGCGAAGAUGUCGUGAAAGCAAUUGCAGACUCUUGCGAAUGUGUUUUCACUUCUUCCAACAUAGACCGCGAGAGCCUUAACUGCUCGAGCGGUUCAUCAAACGGCCUCAGUUACACUGCUAGACUGACUAGUACAUUUGCUGAGAUAGACAGCACUAAACUGGCCAGGUUUGUCAGUCAGUGGGUCUCCGGUGAGCCAACCAUUACUGUGGAGGGAGUGCUACUUAGAGUGGUGGAGGACCAGUGUAUAGGGAUUGUGUCUACAGUGAACCGUGACAUUUGCCCCAACCACAGAGAUAGCAUUGACAAAGAGAGUGUCAAAACGGGACUGGAGAUUGGAGUACCAAUCGCAGGAGCCGUUUUCUUCAUAGGAGUGCUGGCGAUAGCAGUGUGUGUUAUAUUCCGCCAUCGCAGGGUGCAGAGAACCGGGGGUGCCAAUCUACCGCAGCAGCAGCAGCCCGUGCACCAACGACAGCCUCAAGUGCCUCAAGUGAUAUCCAAGUAA
Messenger RNA from Geodia barretti, 1826 nucleotides. The record is from the annotation of a GenBank genome assembly. Lineage: Eukaryota; Metazoa; Porifera; Demospongiae; Tetractinellida; Geodiidae.